Molecule: messenger RNA, 4220 nt
Organism: Caenorhabditis elegans
Lineage: Eukaryota; Metazoa; Nematoda; Chromadorea; Rhabditida; Rhabditidae
Gene: math-33
Product: Ubiquitin carboxyl-terminal hydrolase 7
Exons: 10
Coding region: 133-3549 (1138 amino acids)
Biological process (GO): protein deubiquitination
Cellular component (GO): cytoplasm; nucleus
Molecular function (GO): cysteine-type deubiquitinase activity
Source: RefSeq, marked reviewed
AGAAACACUGGGCUGAUUGACUAUAGGAAUCACUCUGGUUGUUUUAUCACUAACUUGUGUGGCUGCUGCGAGAGAACGGAUAAACGAAAGAGGCAAAGACGCUAGCAGACAAAGUGACCCGUCAGUCUGAUCAUGCAGUGCUCGCCGGAUCCCGAAGAUCUACUCAUUGUGCCGACGCACGAUAUACCAUCCUAUGAUGAAAGUUUGGAUCCAUUCGGGCCAGAAGGCCAUUUGUCCUUGGACAUUGACUGCUUUUCGAAGUUUAUGUCUCGUUCAGACAAUCGGAUUAUGUCCAAGCCAAUUAUCGUUCGUGGCAUCCCUUGGCGUAUUCUAGCCAUUUGCAGAGGUUCCAGAAAUCAACAAGGAAGUCGGCAUUCGAUGAACUCUCGUGUCAACCGCAGCAAUUUUAACUUCGGGUUCUUUCUGCAGUGCAACAAUGAUGAGUUGCUGCAGAAACGUGGAAUGUGGCGAUGCUAUGGAACGGCCGUUUUGGAAGUUCUUAAUGCGGAUGGUCCAUCGAUUCAGAAAAAGAUUCAUCAUUCAUUUCACAAUACGGAGGUUGAUUGGGGAUUUUCAAAUUAUGACCAGUAUGACACCCUGUGCAACCCCAAAGAUGGAUACGUAGUGAAUGACACUAUCAAAUUGAGAUGUCGUUUCACUGCUGAUGUUCCGACUGGAGCCAACUAUAUGUGGGAUAGCAAACGGCACACUGGUUGCAUCGGAUUAAGAAACCAAGGAGCCACUUGUUACAUGAACUCCAUAUUGCAAUCAUUCUACUUCACCACAGGAUUCAGACGCGCUGUCUACAACAUGGAUGUAGGAACAGAGCCGAAUGAGAGCAACAUUGUGCUUGCAAUGCAGAGAGUUUUCUAUGAACUCCAGAUGGCUAGUGAAGCUGUCGAAACGAACAGUCUCACGAGAGCUUUUGGAUGGGAUAAGCUUGAUGCGUUCAAUCAACAUGAUGUUCAAGAGUUUUGUCGUGUUCUUCUUGACAAUCUCGAAACAAAGAUGAAAGGAACAUCCGAGGAGAAGUCAAUCCCAAACUUAUUCAGAGGAAACAUGAAGUCAUAUAUCAAAUGUCUUGAUGUGGACUAUGAAAGUUCGCGGACUGAAUCAUUCUACGACGUACAGCUCAAUGUACUUGGGAUGGAUAGCUUGGAACGUGCAUUCGAAGCUUACACAACAUCAGAAAUCCUCGAUGAUGAGAACAAGUAUGAUGCUGGAGACCACGGACUACAAAGAGCGGAAAAGGGAGUAAAAUUCGUCGAGCUUCCACCAAUCCUGCACGUUCAGCUCAUGCGAUUUCAAUAUUGCGGUGUCGAACAAAAGAUCAACGAACGGUUCUCAUUUCCGGAGAAAAUGAACUUGGCAUCUUGUUGCGAGUUAGGACCAAUGCUCACCGAAGAAGACUGUGUGUACAGUCUCCACGCGGUUCUUGUUCACAGUGGAGAGUUCCAUGGAGGUCACUAUGUCACCUAUAUCAAUGUCAAUCUUCACGAAUCGGCCGUCGAUCCAACUUCAUCUGCUAAAUGGUGCAAGUUUGAUGAUGAUGUUGUUUCUAGAACAACAACAGAUGAUGCCAUCGUAAGCAAUUUCGGAGGAGAGAAGACAAUGAAUUCUUCGGCUUAUAUGUUGGUCUACGUCCGUGAUAACGCGAUUGAUCAAUUCCUUGCUCCAAUCCCAGACAGCCAGAUACCACAAUCUGUUUCUCGUACUUUUGAAAUGGAAAGGCUGCACAGAAACCGUGAGAAGAAAAAAUUGGAGGAAGAACAGCUGUGUAUGGGGAUAGUUCUUGUGACACCAGAUAUUGUUGCCUCUAAUCAUUCUUUCGAUCUUGUUGAUCAAUCCAUAGUCCAUGACAGUAUUCCACACGAGACUGUUUGGAAGCAUAUGUUCACCGCCGAGCUUUAUCAAUUUGUUCAUGAUAGACUUUUCGAGAAGAGCGCAAUGCAAAAAAUUGAUAUGUUCGAUUCGGAUGAUGAAGCUAGACAGGCACGGCGUGAUAAUCUUCGUCGCAUUAAAUCGAAAAAAUUCAACUUCCGUUUGUGGAGAAUGACAGAUUCAUAUUCAUUGGAAAGAACAACUCAGAAAUUGACUUCAAGACUGAGACCAUCGGAGUUCAUCGAUUGCAAAACUGAUACACGCCUUGAUACCUUGUUGAGCCAAGAUUUUGAAACUAUCUACGUUGAGUUCUCCAACAAUAUUGAACGCCCGCUUUGCGAAUAUGACACAGCAAGGGACCUUCUAUUUUUCGUAAAAUAUUACGACACAAUGACCGACAAGUUUACUAUCAUCGGCCAUACAAUGUUCGACUGUCACAAGCGGUUUAAUUUGUACAGAUCGAUGUUAUGUGAAAUGAUUGGGCUACCCGCUGACACGGAGUUGAAGUAUUAUAUGGAGCAUGCUGCGAGUUAUCUGGAACUGGUUGAUCUUACCCAAAAUUAUUCGAUCGGAAGACUCGUUGAAGAGCAAGACGGUGGUAUUCUAGUAGUUGAGAAGGUCGAGACAUCUACAUCCACACAAAAUGCCAAGCAGAAGAUGAAUGAACUUUUCCUCGACGUAGAAGUUGAAUUUGUUCAAUCGUUCUACAACAAAAAGCCGGAGGAAGAGCCAUUUGAACAAUUCGUCAAGAGAAUUUGUCUGGACGAUAAAUUAUUCACUGUAGCAGAGGAAAUUGGUGCAAGAUUGAAUGUAGACCCAAAGAAAGUACUCAUCUGGACACGUGUGUCUGGUUCUCGAUUCGAGCCAUUUUUCGAUGAUUACAUGUUAAACACAUGCAAAGGACUUAUGACAAGACCGGUACAUGAUCCCAGAGCCUACAAGAGGUAUCGUGUACAAUAUGCUAUCAUGCCCUUCGAUAUUGAUGAAAUCAGUAAGCACCGUAUUCAAACCAAACUUUUCUGGCAACUUCCAAAUGGACAUGUAGAAGAGCUAACACUGUUCCCAUUGAAAGAAGGAACUGUCAUUGAUAUUAUUAACGAGGCAAAACGAUACUAUCCAUUCGUAGAAGGAGGAUCAGGAAAAUUCAGGCUUCUACAAAUUGGGGCUCCCCCACUCAGUAAUCAACGUGUUUAUCAAAUUUACGGAGAAAACACCUUGAUUAGUGAUCUUGAUCAACGAACAAUGUACAAAUUGGUGAGUUCACAGGCUCUACAUUGCCGCCUUGAGGAGGUUCCGAUUGACGAAUUAGAUAUGUCACCUGGCGAGUUUCUAUGCCCAGUCGUCCAUUUUGAUCGAGAACCCACAAAACUUUUCGGACUCUCAUUUGUUAUCAAAAUACGUAACAAUGAGCUGAUGACAGAAGUACGGGAUCGUCUUCGUAGGAAAUUGAACGAUGUCUCCGAUGCUGACUUUGCCAAAUACAAGUUUGCAUUGCUUAGCAGAGAUAAACUUCAGCUCUGUCGUACCAUCGAAUUCAACAACGGCGAGAAAGUCAACCUGGCAGAUAUGGCAAAUCAAACAACUGGAGUUCCACAAGUGUACAUUGGUCUAGAUCACAAAUCACCCAUCCAACAUUCAAGUGAAGCUGCCAUCCGAAUCUUGAACUGAUUCAAACGGUUGUUAUGAUCGCCAAGUUUCUUUCCUCUCCCUGUGCAAUCUCUUUCUCUCUAUUUCUCUCUCUCUCUCCCCCUCUCUCUCUCUGUUUGAACCAAUACGAUCUGGCUGAUUCUAUCGUUUAAUUUUAUAAUCAUCCUUAUCACUAUUAUUAUUUUUAAAUUACAUAGCUCUAUCUUCGGGCUCAUCUUCCACUAUUCCUUUCUUCUAAUUCAUCGCCCAUUUUUUCUCGUCAUUUUCUUGUGUUCCUUUUUUGUUUACUAGUGGCUGUUCACAUCUGUAAGUUAUUUCCCGAAUCCCGACCCGUUCAAUAAAAGGUGCUGGCACCUUUCACCAUUCAUGAAGACCGUGUCGUGUUCUCAUUAUAAGAAUCCUUCCCAUACAACAACAUUUUUUCUGUAAAUGCUUCAACAUCAUUCUACUACACACCGUGUAGAAGUUUGACUAUGAAACUCGUAGAACUUUUGUCUCCAAUUUUUUAAAUAUAAAAUUAUGGAAGAUUUUUUUUCUCAUCCAAAGUUUAUUCCCACCUUUAAAAAACCUUCAAAGUAGUCCCCCUAAUCGCAGCCCGAAGAAAACUUUUAUACAUAAUUGUAGAUUGGAGGAAAAAUUAACUGCUUUGUUAUAUGAUUGUUUCUCAUAAUAAAUUGAGAACCUUGAACGAG